CAAAGAAUUAGGUCUCAAAGGACGAUAGCUUCAGUUGGACAGAGAAACGAUAGUAAUGAAACGAUGUUCACCGUCUUGUUGCCGGCUCUAGACUGACUAGGAUCCGGGAGGACGAAGAGCGUUAAAGAUCCAAAGACGAAACAUGCGUUUUGUUCACGUGCGAAUAUCGGACUACCUCCUACAACCGGUUUCAGCCGAUCACCGGUUUCUCUCGCAACGUUAUUAUAAACCCGGUGCGGUCGAUGAGCGCCAGUAUCACCGCAUUGAAAAUGCGGCGGCGACGACCGGCCAACGAGGAUGCGUCGCACACACAUCCACGCAGAGGAAAGGAGGCAAUCGCGACGUGCUCGCGGGUUUCGCCGUCUUUUCAGUCUCGACUGACCGGGUAGAUUUGGCAACGCUGCGGCAUAGCAGCGGCAUAGAUUCCGCUCCGCAACCGCAACCGCACGCCAGCCUAGCGCCAUGAUGCCAAACCAAGCCAGCCGUACAACGGUUUCUCCGCAGUGACGCGCAAGCUGCCGGCGACGGCGUAGCGUACACAAGCCAAAUCGCUUGCGGGAUCAUAACGUUCCGUCCAAAAAUUUCUUUUUCCAAUUCUUUUUCUUAGUCUUCGCGCGCUUCGAUCGUCGACAUCGACCAACGCGCGAGUAUUCACGCGCGAUACGAACAACCUUCGUUCUUAUUCAUUGGUCGCGAAUUGGCCAGCUCGUGCGAUCGUAUACACGUUCAGCUUAAUCCGAAUCGAUACACUCGUAUCUUGCUCGUUCGACCGUUGAAACACGAUCGACUCUAGUCGAGUCGUGUCAUCCCCUUUUGUAAUCGGUAUCGUUAAGUAGCGGCAAAUUUCUCUUCUUUGUUACAUGGUUACGUUCUUUCCUUUCCUUUCUUUUGUUGUUAAUAUUUGAAGUAAUUGAACGACAAAAAGAAGAGAAAAUCUAUAAGGAAUAAAAAAGAAUCUCAAAGGUGACUUUGAUAAACCUUCCCACGAUAAGCACCAUGUUCGAUACUGAGAAAUUUAUCGGAGAAAUCGAGAAACGACCGGCGAUUUAUGAUGUGAAUCGUAGCGAGUACAACGACCGUAAUGCCAAGAUGACCGCGUGGGACGAGGUCUGCCAGGUGAUGGUACCGAAUUGGGCGCGCUUGACGGACGAGGAGAGAAACGUAGAAGAGAAAAACUUACGUGGAAAAUGGAGAAAUAUCCGUGACUAUUUUAUGAAAGAAUUGAAGCUUCAGAAAUCACAGAAAGUAGGGCCGGUUGGUCGGAAACGAAAGAAAUACAUGUAUUUCGAUCAACUGUUAUUUCUAAUGCCAACGGUGGAGAAUAAACGAAAUGCCGGUACUACAUUAAAUAAUUGCAAAUCUGAGGAGAGCGAGGGUGAAAUUGACAAUCCGGUGAUCGAAGAAUACGACGUACCAUUGGCCCAUGCUGCUCCCUCCAUUACCACUGGCAGGGAAUACCUUCAGCCGGGCGCAUCCUAUAAAAUGUGCCCCCGUUAUCCGAAGCAGCUUUGUGAGACGUCGUUCGCGUCCUUCGAUAAUGAAAUUCACGAUAUCCUGUCGUCACACAGCAGCCAACGAGUUACAUACGAUGAGGAUGACUACGACAAAAUGUUUCUACUCUCGUUGUUGCCGAUCAUUCGACAAGUACCGGAAGAGAAGAAGCUCGAUGUCCGGAUACAGAUGCAACAAGUCUUGGCCCUGGCACUUCGUCCUCCGGAUAGUAUGCAAUGAUAAUUCUGAUAUUUCGAAGAUUUUCUAAUAAAAGCACGGCGAACUAGGACAUGUGAGUAUGCUAGUCCAUACGAAAAAAAUUCUUUUUUUAUUCCGUUGUUUCCGUUAACAACGAUAAUUAUGCAAACGGAGAAACGAUAUUUUUAUGAAUUUAGUAUCGCGUAUUUUUUGAACUUUGGAACAUUGCAACGAAGUUAUAUCUACAUCGCACUUCAAUUGUGUUCGUUUUGAUAAAGGCUAAUAUCAUCGUAGAUGUUAUAUAGAUUGUUUAUAUCGUAGACAUAGCGAAACCACGAUAAUGUUUGAGAAUGUCUUGAACAUAAGCUUUUAUGAAAGAACCAUGACUUAACGGAUUACACUUCGAGUACCUAUAUCUGUGAUAUUACACGAGAAAAACUACUUUUGACAAAUGCAAUACUAAAAAUAGGAUUUAUAACGUGUCCUACUCUACUAUAGAAAGGAUGGUAUACAUAGUUGUUUUUCCUACAUAAGACAAUGAUAUAAUAUGUAUUUUCGUAAUUUGAAAUAAAUGCCAGUGGAUUAUCGAUAUUUGUCCAAUAUGGAUAAGCGUGUGGAUGCGUUGCGCAAGAUUAUAAUGAGUAUGUAAAUAUGCAAAAAAUAAACGAUACGUAAGGUUACUUCUCGUCGAUACAGAAUUCGCUUGCGUUUUAGGAAGUAUGGACAGGUGGCAGCACCAGUACUAUACUUUCGAACUUUUCACUUUUCGUACUUCAGGUAACGCAUAUCGAACUACUUAAUUUAGCAAUUUAGUAGAUAUUUAAUGGAAUCACGGAAAUUAUCCCAUUAAAAUGCGCCUACUUAAUUUCGCACUUAAAUAAUGUACUUGCAGUAAGAUUUAUCGUUAAACAUGAUUCGUAUUUACUCAUUUUGUACUAAUCUAUUAUUUGUCAGUUUAAAAUAAAAUUAUUGUCGAAAUAUGAUAAUCACUGCCCGUAUCGUAUAAAUUUAUCCUUCGUUCGUUCACGAUGGCAGUAAAUUCGAUGCGGGAAGAAACUUUGAGGUAUCCAUUAUUUCUCGAGAAACUUAAUGGUGACGUGAAUGGUCGUAAUAUCAUUUACAUCUCGGUACGCUGAGGAAAUUUUGAAGUAGCAUUUUAAGACGACAUAAAAUCUUAUCAAAAGUUGAAAAACCUAUUUUAACAUGGUUGACUUUUAAUCGUUAACUGGAAUAAGAUGUAGAUAUACCUUUUUAUGUAAAAGCAAGUCAAACGUUAUAUCGAUCCUAAAUCGAACUUAACUAAGAUUAUACUUCAAGUAUUUGUUAGAAUAUUUAGUUCUAAUCUAACAGAUACAGAAAGAGUAACCCGAUAUCAUUGAAUAAGAGAAAAAUGUAUUUGUUCGGAUAUCGUAUCGUUUGUCGUUCCAUUUUUACAGAGUGCGAACUGUAUUUAAUUAACCUACCAUCGCAUCCUCUAGUGGGUGGUAUCCUGUUGUAGCAUAACGUAAAAUGGUAUUCAUGCAGCGCAUCUAAUUAUAACAAAUAAUGAGGUCCAUCCAGAAUCUAAAUUCACGAUGUCCUAUUUUUUUUAUAGUUAAAAGUACAAAGGGGAUGGAAAUACGAUGUAUACUUUACUAUUUUGUUAGUUUAGUGAGCGUACAGCGGUAAAUAUCGAUUAAAAAUUCUGUAAUGUGAAAAUACUUUGUGGUUUCUGCAAUCGUUGUUCUUCGAAUCUCGAUUGCCGAUAUGUAUGUAAUCUCUAUUGUUGAUAUAAAGCAAUUUUAAAUGAAA
Molecule: messenger RNA, 3480 nt
Organism: Bombus huntii
Lineage: Eukaryota; Metazoa; Arthropoda; Insecta; Hymenoptera; Apidae
Exons: 4
Coding region: 997-1731 (244 amino acids)
Biological process (GO): regulation of transcription by RNA polymerase II
Cellular component (GO): transcription regulator complex; nucleus
Molecular function (GO): DNA binding
Source: RefSeq, a predicted model, not a curated record